AUGGACGAUAUCACCAGCCCACCAUGGGCUCACGGGUGCGAACCCGCUGCGAUCAAUCCUCAUCCAGCAUCGUUUGUGACCUUCUUCCCUGCGGCCAGCGAGGCCAAGACGAGUAUCCUCGAGACUUCGUGGGCAGACAACUUCGUCGCCCAAAGACCAGCGACAAUCUCCCGCGCCUGGUGCCGCGUCCCCGCUGUGGCCGGCCCUUUGACUAUCCACAGAGGCAGAACGAUCAUGAAGCGAGUUGGACGAUCAGCGGACGCUCGGGCAGUGAGGCCUCAAAUCGCCGUUGCCGUCGAAGCUGCCGAGGACCCAGAAGAGACACAGAGGGCGAGCCGCCGCAGACUCAACUCAUUUGCGCCGCCAGCGCAUGAGGCCGAGCUGAAACUGAAAGGAUCACCUCUGUCUCGAGCAGAAGUCGUGGGCUUAAUGGUUCGCGCCAAGGUCAGCGUCGCAAACUGCUUCCUUCACGAAGAGCCCACCGAUCUAUCAGAACAGAAACUCCUGGCCAAGCAGAGCACAUUCUCUAAAGCUACUGUUCCUCUGAAGCGCCGCUUCCGCGAUUACUCCUCCAUCGACUUCGACUACGCCAGCGGCGGCAAUAGAAUUGCCAUUUUCAGCGAGCUCGAUCCCAUCAUCUCCAAAGCUCUCCAGACCGGCGUCACAGAGAUCGACGUCAGCAUGGCAUCUAUCACAGAGGUCGCAGCCAACUUCCAAUCGAUUCGUAACCCACGAACCUCCCUCGCCGCUAGCGGUGCAUCAGAUCUGUCAGAUAUUGCAGACGUCACUGAGCCAUCGAGCCCUCUGGCCUUGGAGCCAAACGAAUCCAAGUCCGACGCCAAGUCGCCUACAAAGAGAUCUACCCAGUCACCGAGUCCGACAAAGAGCAACAAGAGCUUCCGAAAGAGACUCAGCGACACACUUGUCAAGCUGCUGCCCGCUUCUAGCCCUCGUGCUGAGCCUUCUCCCAUCAAGCCAGCUAGUCCCCCGACAGCAAAAAGAGAUGAUCGCGAGAGAAGAGGUUCCAUCAUUGUCAGAAGCCCCAAUACUACAAGAUCGCCACUAUCUUCAAACUCAACCCCUGGCCUGAUUCAGUGGUCCGGCAGAAUCUCCAAAGAGUCGCCUUUUGCGCGUUGGCGACCAAAGCGCAAGUCAGAGCCCGUCACUCGUCUCUCACCAGAGUUCCCAUCUCCCUCUCGCAACGAAUACUCUCCUGUCAGCUCUAUAGCGCCGGAAUCUCCUACUCGCCAUAUACGCCCCCGCGAACCUACCCCUUCCAAGUGGCACGGCUUCCAGCCUUCUACGCCUAGCAGAAAACCAUCUUCUACGGUAGCUACGCAAGAACCCGAUAACGAGUUGGAACUAGUCAAGUCUCUUCCCGCGUGGAUGCAGCACACUGAUUCAGCCUCCGCAUUCGAAAGUUGCGAUCUCAGCAAUAUCGACUUUGGACCCGCUUCUCCCUCAUUCACCGGUUCCGUGUCCUGGAUGAACAGCCCUGAGAGUGCUACUGAAAGUGAACGCACUAGAAUCAUCAGGCGACGCAAAAGUGAGCCGCUGUUCAGAAAUUUGCUCAAAACUCGGGCCUCACGACGAAUCUCACUUUCACCUCAGAAAUCUCAGACCGCGAGCGGGGUUAUACCUACCUCUGAACAUUUCUCCCACCUUGAAGAAAUUCCCCGCACUUUUGACAUCUCCAACAUUUCUGCAAGCAUCAGCUCCUUCGCAUCGCCUUCAGCCAACGUGCCUGAAUCUACCAAUCUUCCUGCAACUCUAGCCAACGCACUCAACGUGUCAUCUCAAGAUACAAGUGAACAAGCCAACGAGACCAUGGAUAUUCUCACCCAAUACAAGGAGAGGAUGAAGGCCAUCAUGAGAGCCACCGGCAGCCCCCUUGACGCCGACGAUGUGUUCAAGCCUGAUAAUGAGCAAACCGCAGUCGAACGACUGGCCAAGAUGGCAGAGACUCAAUGCAAUGGCCACGCUAAGGUCGUGGUCGCCAAAGAGCGCGGAAGACUUUUUGUUCGGUUUAAGCUGCCGUUUGAAUAUUCCCACCUCUUCCCCGAAAGCCAGGGUGCAGACGAGCCUCACUCCUCGAACGCUCCCUCGAACGCUCCCUCUACUUCGAAAUCGCCACAAGUCCAGGCUCAUCACUCUUCUCCGGAACCUCGACUCACAGAGGACGAGAUGUGGGAGCUGGAAGAAGAACUCUACGUUGACAAGCGCACUGUACAUGACAAGACCCUCCUUGUUUCCGACUUUGGCAGCUCCCCCGUCAAGGGACAGAGCACCACUUCGCCCGCUUACGACCGACUGCCAUCAAGCUCGCCUGCUCCGCAGAGCGCUACCUCUCCUGCCUAUGACAGGCUUCCUACCAGCUCACCCUCGCCACUGCCACAGGACGAAAACGAUGUCAGCAUCACUUUCCCUGACGUCUCCUACGAGCUUGAGGGCAAUACUACGAUUCCUGGUCUCGCGGACCCGUCGCCUGCCAAUACACCAAAGACGCCCAUCCAGAAUAUGGCCAUGUUCAACUCGGACGGCUCUACCAUCUCCUUCAAGGCCGUCAAUCGCAAGCUAGCUCUCACAGCCAACGCCGAGAAGGAAGGCGAAAAGUCACAGCCCGCGCCCUCAUCCGCCACCACCCGUGCCGAUUCACCAGAGCGCGACUACAUGCGAGACUUUAUCCGGCGCUCAAAGCACAGGCGGCCUUCGACAACGGCGCUCGGCUCUCCUAUCGCGCAGACCCCGCGACAACCUCUUGGUGCGAGAAGCCCUAAUAUGGAAACUCAGCAGCCAGAGAAGCGCAAGUUUGAGAGCAGCGAAGGCGGUGAGAACGAAGCUGCAGCUGAGCCUGCCGCAAAGAAGAUCCGCCGAACCCGAUCCACACCGCCGAAGCCUGCUGCCGCAGCUGCUCACGCGGACUCGGGUGACGAGGAUCCCCUUUUGGCGGCCGCUGCUCCUCCAGCUGCCCCAAUCCCUGCCCCUCCCGCCUCUGAUUCUUCCUCCCGCCGAUCGACUCGCCUAAGGGCCAGAAGUGCUAUCCCGAAGCCUUCUGGUCCGGCGGCACCUGUCCGGGUAGGACGUCCUGUUGGACGUCCGCGACGCACCGAGCAGGGGACGGUGGACGUUGUCCACCAAACUCGCGCCAACACCCGCCGUAACAAGGGGAAGGCCGAGUACCCUGCUCAGGUGCUUGCCCGGCAGGCCGAGGCAGCAGGAGAACCAGAGGAGGUCGUCGGCGCCCAGGGAUCCGACCAACCCGCCGGCGCCGCAGCGGUCCCCAGGACUCGCCGCGGCAAAAGCGUGGUCUGGAAGGAGCCCCUGGCCGACUUCCAAGAGGAGGAAGCGAAGCCCCAGGCGGCCAAGCCCAAGCGAGGCAGGCCCGCAGGAACUGCCGGUUCCAAGACCACGGCGGCGAGGCCCUCUGGCGCAAACCGCGUCAGCAAGCCCGCGCCGAAGGUCUCGGCAGCGACUGCUCGGCAGCGAACCUCACGGCUCGCUGCCGGCCUGGGCAUGGCCGGUAACGGGACACCCGCUCCGAAGCGGGCGACCCGGGCGUCGACCCGGAGCCGGAAGUAA
Messenger RNA from Trichoderma gamsii, 3579 nucleotides. RefSeq lists its product as hypothetical. NCBI's taxonomy places the organism in Eukaryota, Fungi, Ascomycota, Sordariomycetes, Hypocreales, Hypocreaceae. Bases 1 to 3579 code for a protein of 1192 amino acids. The transcript is spliced from 4 exons. The record is from RefSeq and is a predicted model, not a curated record.